Messenger RNA from Carya illinoinensis, 591 nucleotides. Its product is annotated as LYR motif-containing protein 2. NCBI's taxonomy places the organism in Eukaryota, Viridiplantae, Streptophyta, Magnoliopsida, Fagales, Juglandaceae. Bases 203 to 448 code for a protein of 81 amino acids. Gene Ontology annotation, cellular component: mitochondrion. The record is from RefSeq and is a predicted model, not a curated record. The transcript is spliced from 3 exons.
UUUGAUGCGUUGACGUGGCAGAAUUUGCUUCUCUGUGGCUUGGUGGCUCUAAGCACGGGCACAUUUCUAUCAUCAGGGGCUGAAGUAUUUCUCUUCGAGAAAUUCCCAAACGAGACUGGUCUUCACUCCGCAUGCUUGUUGAAACCCUAACUUCAGCUUGGCUAGACGCCCAUUCUCUUUGCCCAAAGGAAGAGAAUCAGUCAUGGUUCUCUCCUUUGAUUUGCAGGACUUCAUUAUUCGUGCUCGAGUGCUGAAGCUUUACAGGAAUGCGCUCCGGACUGCUCAGAGAGCCCCUACUCAUGCUAGAGCUGAAUUAAGACAGACAAUUAGACAGGAGAUGGAGAUUAACCGGAACUGCAAUGAUAAGCAAAGGAUUCGUUUUCUGAUUAGUGAAGGAUUGGAGAGAUUGAAAAGUCUCGAUGAGAUGCUUGACAUGCAAGGCCACUGAUAGCGGAGUUGACGCUCGUAGAAUUUUUUGGAUGUCUUCCUCUUCCAAAGGACUGACGGUUGGAGUGAUUGCAAUGUAAUGUACUUUCCCAUGUACAUUGCAACCCGGAAAUGGUUUUUGUAUUUUAUUUUUAUUAUUGAGCU